This is a messenger RNA of Dacryopinax primogenitus, 408 nucleotides long. RefSeq names its product WD40 repeat-like protein. The transcript has 2 exons. The annotation marks the transcript as partial. Gene Ontology annotation, molecular function: protein binding. The record is from RefSeq and is a predicted model, not a curated record. Lineage: Eukaryota; Fungi; Basidiomycota; Dacrymycetes; Dacrymycetales; Dacrymycetaceae.
UUGCAGGAUCAUGCAGGCAAAAUCAUUUCACUCGCCUGGUCACUGGAUGGGAGUUACAUCUUCUCUGGGUCAGAUGACAUGAUGAUCUGCAUCUGGUAUGUUCAAAUGAUGGUCACAGGUCACUCUGGUGUGAUCAACUUGGUUGCUUGGUUGCCAGGCGGCAUGCACAUCACCUCUUGCUCUGAGGAUAUGACCAUCCAGAUCUGGGACAGUGAAACUGGGCUGCCAGUUGGCAAGCCAGUGCAGCAUCAUGUGGGGAAGGUGAAUGUGGUGGCAUGGUCAUACAAAGGGCUGUAUUCCACAUCCAGCACAUCUGACAGGACGGUGAAUGACUGGAGUGCAGACAAGGGGGAGCAGAUCAGGGAGUUGUUGCAGGAUCACAUGGGCAAGGUCACAUCAGUUUGUUAG